Pyrgilauda ruficollis (rufous-necked snowfinch) is the source of this 3926-nucleotide messenger RNA. RefSeq names its product oxysterol binding protein like 10 (gene OSBPL10). The coding region runs from base 56 to 2374 and encodes 772 amino acids. Gene Ontology annotation, molecular function: cholesterol binding. Gene Ontology annotation, cellular component: intracellular membrane-bounded organelle; membrane; cytosol. The record is from RefSeq and is a predicted model, not a curated record. The transcript has 12 exons. Lineage: Eukaryota; Metazoa; Chordata; Aves; Passeriformes; Passeridae.
GGCACGGGCGGCAGCCGGGGCCGGAGCGGACGGGCAGCCUCCGCCGCGGGGCUCCAUGGAGAAAGCGGCGGGCGAAGGCGGCGGCAGCAACAGCAGCAGCCGCAGCAGCAGCCGCCCCACGUCGGCGGGCUCGUCCCCCUCGUCCUCCUCCGCCAGCCGCGGGCUCCCGGGCCGGGCGGCGGCCGCGGGCAGGCUGGAUGGAGGCGGGGGCGGCGGCAGCAGCAGCCCCGGCUCGGCGGCGGCCAGCCCGGGGGGCGCGCAGGCGCCCGGCGGCGGCAGGCGGCGGGAGUCGGUGCUGGAAGGGACGCUCAGCAAAUACACCAACCUCCUGCAGGGCUGGCAGAGCAGGUACUUUGUGCUUGACUUUGAGACGGGGAUUCUGCAGUAUUUUAUGAAUGAACAAACUAAAAACCAGAGCCCAAAGCCACGAGGAGCCUUGUCUUUAGCUGGAGCUAUAAUAUCUCCCAGUGAUGAAGUGCCACACAUGUUGGUGGUCUACUCUGCAAAUGGAGAGAUGUACAAGUUAAGAGCUGCUGAUGCAAAGGAGAAGCAGUACUGGAUAACUCAGCUUCGAUCCUGUGCCAAAUACCACAAGGAAAAUGAUUCUAAGAGCAUCUCAUCCUCACGAAGUAGAAGCUCAUCUCUGCUGCCGCCUGGGACAGCUAAUUCUGCAUCUCCCAGUGGCCAGAAAUACAUGAAUACAAGUGGGCCAACUGUUGUCACCAUCACACAUCACAAAUCACCUGCAGCUGCUCGAAGAGCGAAGAGCCAGCGAUCUGGUCAACUCCAUGAAGUCCGAGAGAUCAUGAGCCAAGCUGAAGGACAACAGAAGAAUCUUGUACAAGCCAUUGAAUCUCUCCCAAAUUCUGGACCUCUUACUGCCUUGGAUCAGGACUUGCUACUUUUAAAAGCUACCUCUGCUGCCACCCUGAGCUGCCUUGGAGAAUGCCUGAGUCUACUGCAGCAAAGCAUGCAUCAAGUGGGCCAACAGCAUAACAGGACGCUGUCAUCAGAUGGUAUCCUGGGGUGGCCUGGGCCCAAGUCACACUCCACAGAGGAACUGAAAAAUGGUGCCCUCAGCUCCUUAUCAUCUGCUAGUGCCAACAUUACGUGGGCAAGUACCAUAGUACCAUCUGCAGCCCAGGAUGCACAGGCACUACAGCCAAACACUGAGCACUCAGCUUCUGAGUUGAUCCUAGUUGAAGAUGAAAUGACAGAUACUGAAGAUAAUGAAGAGGAGGAUUUAGGAGUCAUGGAUGAUCAACGCAGUGUAAUUCUCCAUCUCAUCUCUCAGCUCAAACUUGGCAUGGACCUUACCAGGGUAGUGCUUCCAACAUUUAUUUUGGAGAAAAGAUCCCUGCUGGAGAUGUAUGCAAAUUUCAUGGCCCAUCCAGACCUGUUUUUGUCAAUUGCAGCUGGAGCCACUCCCGAGGAAAGAAUUGUCUGCUUUGUGGAGUAUUAUCUAACAGCUUUUCACGAAGGCCGAAAGGGAGCAGUUGCCAAGAAGCCCUAUAACCCCAUAAUUGGUGAAACCUUUCACUGCUCGUGGGACGUGCCUAAAGAUAAAGUGAAAGCAUUCAGAACUAAUGGUGCCUCCACGCUUUCUAAGGACUCAGCCAAGGAGCUUGGCCAGGACCAGUCCACGUGCUACAAGCUGAGGUUUGUAGCCGAACAAGUGUCUCAUCAUCCACCAGUAUCUUGCUUUUACUGUGAGUGCAAAGAGAAGAAAAUGUGUGUGAACGCUCACGUAUGGACCAAAAGCAAGUUCAUGGGCAUGUCAAUAGGUGUUUCUAUGGUAGGUGAAGGUGUUCUUCACCUGCUGGAACAUGAAGAGGAGUAUGUCUUCACCCUGCCCAGUGCCUACGCUCGCUCAAUCCUUACCAUCCCAUGGGUGGAGCUUGGAGGGAAAGUCAACAUCAACUGUGCCAGAACGGGCUAUUCUGCCACGGUCACCUUCCACACCAAGCCCUUCUAUGGAGGGAAGGUCCACAGGGUUACAGCUGAAGUGAAGCACAAUCCAACGAACACCAUUGUGUGCAAGGCACAGGGAGAAUGGAAUGGCACCCUGGAGUUCACUUACAGCAACGGAGACACCAAAGUGAUCGACACCACCAAACUGCCUGUUAUCAGGAAAAAGAUCAGGCCCACAGCAAACCAAGGGCCACUGGAAUCAAGGCGCCUGUGGCAGCAGGUCACCAACUCUCUGAAGGAGGGGAACAUCGAUGCCGCCACGGAGCACAAGCACCGCCUGGAAGAGAGACAGCGAGCAGAGGAGCGGCAGCGAGCGGCGCUCACAACUCCCUGGAAACCCAAAUACUUUGCCAAAGAGGGUGACGGCUGGCUGUACGUGAAUCCUCUCUGGAAGACCCACUGACAGGAGAGAGCAGUUGCCUCGUAACUUUACCUGAAAGGCAUUAAAAUGAUACAGUAUGUAACUUCAGGAUGUCCUUGGAUAGGUCCUGUUCCCAGAAGAUCCCCACGGGAAGCUGUGUACUGUGAUUGAUGCAUCUCAAAAUAACCAGGAGCUCGAGUUUAUUCAGGAGCCAUUUUGUGUGUGCAGAUCCACAGACACACAGGCACACGUCCCUAAGUACCCACGGUGUGCAUGUGUUGUGUGUGUUAUUUACACUACAUGUAAACAGUACCAACACCAAUAGCGACUCAGAGACCUUUUCCUCCAAGUGUUAGGGCACAGAACCCUGGCUGGCCUCGGCCGGGGUUCCCUGAGUUGUGUGCUUGCAGGAUCAGGCCCUGUGCUAGUAUUUAAGAAAAUACUUUUUUAUUAGUACUUGUUAAGGUUUUUCUAUUUUUCACUUUUGCCAAAAAUGUUUUGCACUUAAAACGUGACGUGUCUCUUAACGGCAGUCGAUCUGUCUGAACAGUCAGCGAGUAACUCACUUUGACAUAAGAAUGAUCCACUGGCUGUGCCCACUCUGGGUUGCCGAGUUCAGGGCGUGUUUCCUGUCACUGGCGAGUGUGAAUUUCCUACCACCCUAUAAGAAGUAGCAAUACCUUCUCCAGAAUGUUGUUCUUCACACUAACCCGUUGUGUCCUCGCUGCUUUGUCUGUUCAUCUCCAGCUGUUCAGUCGAUCUCUGGUCACCACCCCGAGCCAGCUGCUCUGGUAACUUUGAUCUUGCUGUGUAAUGUUCUCUGGCUGCUGUCAUGCCAACACUUCUGGCUUACACGUUCCACUAAAUGGGAUUGCUUCUGAUAAAACAUCUGGAUGAGUAGAGGUGAUAUAACUAGCCUUCCCAGAUAAAUGAUUCACUGAUGUAAAAGUAACAAUUUAGUAAAUUAUUCCGCUGAGACAAUAACUUUAUGAAUGAAGCAAAUGAAAUGGGAUACAAUUUGUUUUGUAGUGUUAAAAAGAAAAAUUAAAAACUCCUGUUGCUUGAUCUUGCUUUGUAAGGUAACCACUGUGAUACUGACAAAGUGGAUUCUAGAAGUGUGUUAAGGCUGUGUCGCUUCUUAGUUUGUAUUUGUUGGAAAUGAAGAUAUUUUUGAGAGAGCUGGCAGCAAAAGGCACGUGUAAAAUGUGCUCAGUGCUUCUUUCCACAGUGCCCCGUAACAAAACCACUGUAUUUCUAACACACAGUAGCAUGGAUGCCCGUCUGUAGAGCUGAGUAAUUUUGUGCCUUUUGUCUGCUUUGUUCAUACACUGACCUAUGCUUAUACUACAGAGAUAUCUAGGUCAAAGCACGGCUCACAUCUGUCCUUAUGUCCUGUAUUUUGUUUUUUCAGUAGAUGUUCAAAUCUCUUGAGCAGCUCAGAAGGCUGAGCGGAGGAGGUGUGUGCACAAGGAAACAUUCCAUUAGUUGUUCCUUUGAAUUUGAACUUCAGAUGUCUAUUUAAGGAAGGUGUGGCUACUUUUCCUCCUAAAUCUAUUUAGUCCUCUUGUCUUUUUUUUUUUUUUUUUUUUUUUUU